AUGGGUUUCAAGGGGACUAAGGCGGAGAAGAAGCAGGCGUACGACAAGAAGGUGUCGCUGAUGCUGGAGGAGUUCUCCAAGGCGCUGAUCUGCAAGGCGGACAACGUGGGGUCGAAGCAGAUGCAGAACAUCCGCGCCGGGCUGCGCCCCGACUCGGUCGUGCUCAUGGGCAAGAACACGCUGCUCAAGCGCACGAUCCGCAUGUACUGCGAGCGCACCGGCAACACCUCGUGGAACAACCUUCUCCCGCUGCUCGUGGGCAACGUGGGGCUCAUCUUCACCAAGGGCGACCUCAAGGAGGUCCGCGAGGAGGUCGCCAAGUACAAGGUCGGCGCGCCUGCGCGUGUGGGUCUGGUUGCGCCCAUCGACGUGGUGGUGCCACCUGGCAACACGGGACUGGAUCCCUCGCAGACUAACUUCUUUCAGGUGCUCAACAUUCCGACCAAGAUUAACAAGGGAACGGUCGAGAUUGUCGCGCCCGUGGAGCUCAUUAGGGCGGGCGAGAAGGUCGGUUCGUCCGAGGCCGCGCUGCUGGCGAAGCUGGGCAUCCGGCCGUUCUCGUACGGGCUGGUCGUCGACCAGGUGUUUGACGACGGGUCCACCUUCCACCCCUCAGUCCUGGACAUGUCAGAGGACGACCUGCUGGGCCACUUCGCCUCGGGUGUGGCCAACGUGGCCGCCAUCUCCCUGGGCGCCGACUACCCCACGCUCGCCGCCGUGCCGCACGUGUUUGCCAACUCGUACAAGAACGUCAUCGCUGUUGCGCUUGCUCUGGAUGACUACACCUUCCCUCUGGCCGACAAGGUCAAGGAGAUCCUCGCGGAUCCUUCCAAGUUCAUGGUGGCAGCGGUGGCGGCGGCGCCGGCAGCAGCAGCGGAGGCGGCCAAGGAGGAGGCCAAGCCGGCAGAGGAGGAGAAAGAGGAGUCCGACGACGACAUGGGCUUCAGCCUCUUCGACUAG
Molecule: messenger RNA, 960 nt
Organism: Closterium sp. Naga37s-1
Lineage: Eukaryota; Viridiplantae; Streptophyta; Zygnematophyceae; Desmidiales; Closteriaceae
Source: the annotation of a GenBank genome assembly